CAGCUUCAGACGGAAAUUCUGUGGAUCAUUAAGGAAUCGGGAGGUGGGGUGUAUCAGUGGGAAAUAUUACGUUUUUUUUUGUUUUUAUUCUGACUAAAAAGUCCUGUUUUUUCCCCAUAAUAUAAAUUAUAUAAGGUACCACUAUGGUGGUUGUGACAACAGGGACAGGGGGUGCCCAUAAGAUAUAUCUCAUCUCCGGGAAACAGUCCGCGGGGUCCGGCGCAGCGGAUGGGAGAUUCAGCCGGUCGGUGUCGGUCGUCUUGCCCUCUCCGGGGAAUCAGGCAUCUUCGGAUACAGACUCUCAGGGAUCUGGGCCGCCUCAGCGCAAAAGACAGCGGCUCACACAUCUGAGCCCAGAAGAAAAGUCACUGAGAAGGAAGCUGAAAAACAGGGUUGCUGCCCAAACAGCAAGAGACAGGAAAAAAGCCAAAAUGGGCGAACUGGAGCAGCAGGUUUCUGAAUUAGAAUUGGAGAACCAGAAACUUCACUUGGAAAACAAACUGCUUCGUGAAAAGACUAAAAGCCUCAUGAAUGAAAAUCAGGAAUUUCGUCAGAGGCUUGGGUUGGACACCCUGGGCGUCCAAGAAAAGUUCCAGAAUGUUCCGUCCAGCGUGGAUGCCCUCAGCGUGGUGAUCGGGUCUUCUGAGUCCGCAGCACUCAGGCUACGUGUGCCUCUGCAGAAGGUGCAGGCCCAGCAUUCAUCAAAGCUGAGGAGCUCCAACUGGAUGUGUGCAGUCACAGCUCUGCAGAUCCUGAGUUCCCAGUCUGAUCUGCUGGGCAUUCUGGACAUCCUUGACCCAGAAUUGUUGCUCAGGUGUGGCUCCCUGGACCAGGAGGCCGUGCCGGAGUUGGGCGGGGUCGAAUCAGAUCCAGUAUCUGCCCCCUCUCAUACAGAUGUGGGGGCCCCACCGACAAGGCUGGAAGGCCCUAAUGAACUGAUCCACUGGGACCACAUCUACACCCGGCCCGUGGAGGUGGAGCAGGAGGCCACGGCGGAGCAAAGUGAGGAAAGCGACCCUGAGGUGAAGAUGGGCGGGGAACGGGACCUGGAGGCGGAGCCGUCGGUUGAGAUGCUCUCAGUCAAGGAGGAACCGGAGGAGAAGGACUUGAUCUCCCCACUAAGCCAAGGUGACUUGCUUAGUCCUGGGGGUCCUGAGGAGGGCUGCUACCUUUCAGAGUUGUACAGCGACUCUGAGUACGAGCGUUCCCCUUCUCCUUUCGGAAGCAUGUCCUCUCCGCUCUGGGAUGACAUCUUUGCCAGUGAACUCUUUCCCCAACUCAUCAGUGUUUGAGAUUCCAGCUCCAUAAUCUUGCUCUUACAUGUAAACACUGCCUAAAAUUGCUUCAUUAGACCAGUAAGCUCAUAUACUGCAGUAGAGCCCACUAAGCCCGUAUGAUCACUUACCAGCUUUCUUCAGGACUGCUGCAAUGAGUCUCCACCGAUGAUGCGUAGUUACAGUGCUUGAGUUACUCCUGGCUUCGUAAUUCUGUAAGUGUAUGCUUAAGGGAUUAUCUGUAAUUUGAGUGGUAUGGGAUUCAGAAUGUUGGGAAAGCAUUUCUGUACUUUGUGCAGGUGACAAAUGCCGGAUAAAAAUGAGAGCACUGAAUCUAUUUAUUUGUUUGGUCCGUUCCGCCAUGUGUAUCACAAGAUGGAGCGUUCUUGCUGGUGUGAUUUAACCAUGUUCUUUAUUCCUUUGUACAUUUUCAUACUAAGGGUACGCUUUCCUCGCAAAUUAAAUGUGCAUAAAGAGAAUCGAGCAUUA
Messenger RNA from Brienomyrus brachyistius, 1763 nucleotides. RefSeq names its product X-box-binding protein 1-like. The transcript has 5 exons. Gene Ontology annotation, molecular function: RNA polymerase II transcription regulatory region sequence-specific DNA binding; DNA-binding transcription factor activity, RNA polymerase II-specific. The record is from RefSeq and is a predicted model, not a curated record. The coding region runs from base 144 to 1292 and encodes 382 amino acids. Gene Ontology annotation, cellular component: nucleus. Lineage: Eukaryota; Metazoa; Chordata; Actinopteri; Osteoglossiformes; Mormyridae.